GGCAGUCCACCUCGGCAUGCUACUGUGUAACCAUUUAGCUUCAUGCAAUAUUCCAGCUAUACCUCUCAUUGAAUUUGCUCAUCUUCUGUCUCACAAUGGCUUUCUGUCUGCGAUCACCUUUGUGCCUUGUCAUCGUUUUUCUUUUCUUACAAACACUGGCCGGUAAGGCUGCAACGUGUAAUGACUGCUUUGUUCAAUCUCGAGCAGCUUAUUAUCCAAAUUCUGAAACACAAGGAACAGAAAUCGGUGCUUGCGGGUUCGGCACAUUCGGAGCAACAAUCAAUGGUGGGGAUGUUUCAGCAGCCUCUGACCUCUUUCGCAAUGGGGUUGGAUGUGGUGCUUGUUACCAGGUGAGGUGCACAAAUGGCGGCUACUGCUCAGACAAAGGAGUAACUGUAGUUAUAACAGAUUCAGGCUCUAGUGAUCGCACAGACUUUAUCCUCAGCCAACGAGCGUUUGCAAGGAUGGCUCAAACAACUGAUGCAGCUGCUUCUCUACUAUCUCUUGGUAUAGUUGAUAUCGAAUACAGACGUGUUUCAUGCAGCUACCCCAACAAAAAUAUAACAAUCAAGAUUGAUGAGAACAGUAACUAUCCUUAUUAUUUGGCCUUUGUAAUAUGGUACCAACAAGGAAAGAAAGAUAUCACAGCUGUCCAGCUAUGUGAGACACAAAACUUUGUCUGUAAGUUACUGGACCGGAGCUAUGGAGCAGUUUGGACAACUACCUCACCUCCAACUGGACCCCUGCAAAUAAGGAUGUUAUUCAGUGAUGAUGACGGUGAUGAGAAUUGGGUUGUUCCUGUGAAUAACAUACCACAAGACUGGGAAGUUGGACAAACCUAUGAUUCGGGAGUUCAAGUGAACUUAUAAACAUGCAAAAGAUUAUGUCUUCAAUUUUUCUUCAUUUCUGAGUACAAGGGUCAUUUCUUUUAUGUAUAUGCUUUAUUCAUUAUGUUUUUCUUUUCAGAUAGAAAUAUGCUUGAAUAAGAGGAUUAACAGAUUAGCAGGAUUCAUUCCUUACUGUAAUCAGUAAUUUGUAACUUCCGACCUAAAUUUUAUUAUUAAUUUCUUUAAGUUAUUUAAUACAGUAACUUCCUUC
Molecule: messenger RNA, 1098 nt
Organism: Fragaria vesca subsp. vesca
Lineage: Eukaryota; Viridiplantae; Streptophyta; Magnoliopsida; Rosales; Rosaceae
Product: expansin-like B1-like
Exons: 6
Coding region: 96-869 (257 amino acids)
Cellular component (GO): extracellular region
Source: RefSeq, a predicted model, not a curated record